This is a messenger RNA of Aspergillus ruber CBS 135680, 1365 nucleotides long. Its product is annotated as putative amino acid transporter. The transcript is spliced from 2 exons. NCBI's taxonomy places the organism in Eukaryota, Fungi, Ascomycota, Eurotiomycetes, Eurotiales, Aspergillaceae. Gene Ontology annotation, biological process: amino acid transmembrane transport. Gene Ontology annotation, molecular function: amino acid transmembrane transporter activity. The record is from RefSeq and is a predicted model, not a curated record. The coding region runs from base 1 to 1365 and encodes 454 amino acids. Gene Ontology annotation, cellular component: vacuolar membrane.
AUGGAUACUACCCAAGAGAAGGUCCAUGUGAACCCCGGGUCAAACGGUGACAAGAUAGACGAGAUCUCCGACACGGAGCAGGGAACCUACGAGCAAGGGAUACAAAAAUUCCACAGACUAGGGUGGAAGCGCCUCACCAUCCUACUGUUUGUCGAAGCCAUUGCUUUGGGUAGUCUUUCGAUCCCCGCUGCUUUUGCAACUCUGGGCAUGGUUGCCGGCGUGAUCUGCUGUGUUGGGAUCGGACUCAUUGCCAUGUACACCAGCUACAUCGUUGGACAGGUGAAAGUCGCAUACCCCGAUGUCACACACUACGCAGAUGCAGGGAGACUGAUUAUGGGCUAUUUUGGCUAUGAAUUGAUCAACCUUAUGCUUAUAUUGCAACUACUGUUCUUGGUGGGCUCGCAUUGCCUCACGGGCACCAUUGCUCUAGUCACAAUCACUGGAAGCGAUAUUUGUUCUAGUAUCUUUGCUGUUGUUUCUAUGGUAAUCCUUAUCCUUCUUGCGAUCCCGCCAAGCUUUGCAGAAAUUGCCAUCCUAGGCUAUGUUGACUUUAUCUCGAUCAUCGCCGCAAUCGGCAUCACUAUCAUCGGCACAGGUGUUCAAGCGACCCAGUCUCCCGGGCUGUCUCAUGUCGGUUGGUCUGCUUGGCCCAGUCCAAAUGCCACAUUCUAUGACGCCUUUAUUGCCAUCGCCAAUCUCACCUUCGCCUACAGCUUCGCCAUGUGUCAGUUCUCUUUUAUGGACGAGAUGCACACCCCAAAGGACUACAUCAAGUCCGUCCUAGUUUUGAGUAUCCUUGAGAUCAUAAUUUAUACGGUCACAGGUGCAACAAUCUACGCAUUUGUCGGCCAGGAUGUUAGAAGCCCAGCCCUACUCUCUGCAGGGCAUGUCUUGAGCCGAGUAACGUUCGGCGUCGCACUACCCGUCAUCUUCAUCAGCGGAUCAAUCUGCACAACUGUCCUCGGACGCCUUAUUCACGGCCGUGUCUUUCGAAAUUCGAACAUCCGGUUCGUGAGCACCAAAGUGGGAUGGAUUACAUGGAUCUCACUCGUAAUUUUCAUUACUAUUCUUGCUUUCGUCAUUGCCGAAGUGAUUCCUUUCUUCGACAACCUCAUUUCCAUCUCUUCAUCUCUGUUUAUCACCGGAUUCGCUUUCUACUUCCCUGCCAUUAUGUGGUUCAAGCUUCUUCGCGAGGGAGAAUGGACGAGUAUGAAGAAUUUAGCCAUGGCUCUGGUCAACUGUUGUGUGUUUCUGAUUGGGAUCACGGUGCUGGUGUUGGGCACGUAUUCCAGCGUGUAUGAUAUUAUCGAAAAAUACCGAGAGGGCCAGGUGGGCGGCACCUUUUCGUGCGGUACUCUGUCUUGA